Drosophila grimshawi is the source of this 1346-nucleotide messenger RNA. RefSeq names its product solute carrier family 25 member 40. The record is from RefSeq and is a predicted model, not a curated record. The transcript has 5 exons. Bases 33 to 1346 code for a protein of 437 amino acids. Gene Ontology annotation, biological process: mitochondrial transmembrane transport. NCBI's taxonomy places the organism in Eukaryota, Metazoa, Arthropoda, Insecta, Diptera, Drosophilidae.
UAACAUUUGUUAAUGUAGCCGAACUUACAAAAAUGCAACAGGAGCCAAAGUCCGAGCACGCGCAUAUGGGCAGGGAUGUGAACGUGGAUGUAAGUCCGGACACGAUGUCCACAGCGCUGCUGAUCGAGGAUCCCCGUUACCGAAUUCGACCCAUGCAACAGGUAAUUUCCGCACUGAUUGGUGGCCUAAUCACAACCUUUGUGGUCACACCCCUGGAAGUGGUGAAGACACGCGUUCAGACGCAAUCGCAGAACCGGGUGCGAAAGCCCCCAGUUGUAUCCAAGCUAUGCUAUGUCUUCCACAACGGUCUCAUGACGCACAUCUGCAAGACAGGUACCAGCGAUUGCUUAGCCAAAAAUGCCGCCGAUGCAACCAAUUUGCGUCCACUGCGCGGCACCAUGGAUACAUUUGUGAAAAUCAUUUGCUCCAAUGGUGUUGCCGGCCUCUGGUCCGGUUUAAGUCCGACGCUCGUCUCGGCGUUGCCGUCAACAAUCAUAUACUUUUUGACCUAUGAGUAUAUGAAGCAUUCGUUCGCCAAUUUUUAUUAUAUAUGGGAGACGAGUGCACGUUUGCCCGAAGACGGCGAAAUUAAGAAGCAGGUGAAGACAGCGUCGGAGACGAGACUGUCGCUACCAUAUGCGGUGCCAAUGGCAUCAGGGAUGUGUGCACGUACGGUCGUUGUGACGGCCAUAACGCCACUGGAAAUGGUGCGCAUCAAGAUGCAGUCGGGUUUUGUAACGUACACGGAGCUGUGGCUUGUGUUGCGCACGCUGAUCAGGACGCAAGGCGUUUUAGGAUUGUGGCGUGGCUGGCCGCCGACUGUGAUGCGCGAUGCACCCUUCUCGGGCACCUACUGGGCCGCCUACGAGUACAUUAAGCGUGCCUGCAACGUGUCAGAGCCAUCGCUUUGGUUCAGCUUUGUCACGGGGGCAGCAUCCGGAGCGUUGGCCACAUUGGUGACAAUGCCGUUCGAUUUGAUUACCACGCACACGCAAAUUGAGCUGGGACAGGAUAUCUUAUAUGCGGAAUCGACGAGCGGUAGAGCUGGCAAAGGUGGCACCGCAAACCAGGCCGCAAGUGCAACGGCAUCCGUCAAACAGUCAGUGUUUUCGCGCCUCCGUGCAUUAUAUCGACAGCAGGGCAUACGGAGUCUUUACGUCGGAAUUGUACCCCGGCUGCUGCGUGUGAUGCCCGCCUGUGCCAUUAUGAUAUCGGCAUUUGAGUACAGCAAAUCGUACUUCUUUAGGUACAAUCUAGAUCUCCAGGAGACUGCGAAACAGCGCGCACAAAAACUAACAAGUACAUUUAGGUUACCGACGUGCCUCUUAACGCGCCAAGCCAAGUGA